AUGGCUGUCCACAAUGUCGCCGUUGCCGGCUUUGGCGAGGGCACAAACGAACUGUACGACCGCGCGCGCCCUUCGUACCCCGCUGCAGCCCUUCAGUUCAUCAAGAAGGAGCUCCCCGACUCUCCCCUGACCAUAGUCGAAGCGGGAUCGGGAACGGGCAUCUUCUCGCGUCUACUCCUCUCGCCUCCGAAUCCGGAGUACCCCCGCUUCGACGUGAAGACGCUGGCGGCCGUGGAGCCGAGCUCGGGCAUGCGCGCUGCCUUCGAGAAGGGCCUUGCAAAGGUACCAAAGCAGGACCUCGAGGGCAAGAACGUUAUCACGGUUGACGGCGGGUUCGACGACUUCUCGAACUCGGGCGUCGCCAAGGGAGAUGCGGACGCUGUCGUCAUCGCCCAGGCAUUCCACUGGUGCCCAGACUACCAGAAGGCUCUUACCGAGAUCGCAGAGUACCUGAAGCCCGGCGCGCCGCUCAUUCUCAUCUGGAACCUGGAGCAGAACCAGGACGAGUGGCACCAGGCGCUGCGCGACCUGUACCAGCCGCUCGACCAGGGUUCGCCCCAGUACUACCGUGGCGGGUGGAAGAAGUUGUACGACACGGAUGCGUACAAGAGUCUAUUCGAGCCGGCUCAGAUCGAGCAGUUCCCGUGGCACAUGGGCAUGACGGAGGAGGGCAUCCGAGACCGCAUCUUCUCCAAGUCAUACCUGACCGAGAACAACCUGAAGGGCCAGGAACGUGAGGACUUCGAGAAGAAGCUGCGCCAGCUGAUCGCCUCGGACGGCCCUGGCAAGGAGUACAUCGACAAGGACGCCGGCAUCAUCAAGUACAGGUACAACACGGACCUGGUCAUCAUGCGCAAGAGGAAGUAA
Messenger RNA from Trichosporon asahii var. asahii CBS 2479, 867 nucleotides. RefSeq lists its product as uncharacterized. NCBI's taxonomy places the organism in Eukaryota, Fungi, Basidiomycota, Tremellomycetes, Trichosporonales, Trichosporonaceae. Gene Ontology annotation, molecular function: excinuclease ABC activity. The record is from RefSeq and is a predicted model, not a curated record. The coding region runs from base 1 to 867 and encodes 288 amino acids. The transcript has 3 exons.